Lepus europaeus (European hare) is the source of this 2052-nucleotide messenger RNA. It is a transcript of the gene AKAP8L, whose product is annotated as A-kinase anchoring protein 8 like. Gene Ontology annotation, cellular component: nuclear matrix; nucleus. The record is from RefSeq and is a predicted model, not a curated record. NCBI's taxonomy places the organism in Eukaryota, Metazoa, Chordata, Mammalia, Lagomorpha, Leporidae. The transcript is spliced from 14 exons. The coding region runs from base 81 to 1988 and encodes 635 amino acids. Gene Ontology annotation, molecular function: protein kinase A regulatory subunit binding; DNA binding.
CCCUGGGAUUGUCGCCGCUACAGCAGAGUCAGACGCGCAGAGAAGCUGUUGAGUCCUCCAGUGUAGUGUUCGCCGCACCCAUGAGCUACACAGGUUUUGUCCAGGGAUCUGAGACCACCUUGCAGUCGACAUACUCUGACAGCAGUGCCCAGCCCACCUGUGAUUAUGGAUAUGGAACUUGGAACUCUGGGACAAACCGAGGCUACGAGAACUAUGGUUAUGGCUAUGGCUAUGGCCAGGAUAACAGCACCAACUAUGGGUAUGGUAUGGCCACUUCAAACUCUUGGGAAAUGCCUAGCUCUGACACAAAUGCAAACCCUAGUGCCUCGGGUAGCACCAGUGCUGAUUCCGUUUUAUCCAGAAUUAACCAACGCUUAGAUAUGGUGCCGCACUUGGAGACAGACAUGAUGCAAGGAGGCGUGUACGGCUCAGGUGGAGAAAGAUACGACUCCUAUGAGGCCUGUGACUCACGGGCCGUCCUGAGUGAGCGUGACCUGUACCGGUCAGGCUACGACUAUGGAGAGCUUGACCCUGAGAUGGAAAUGGCCUACGAGGGCCAGUAUGAUGCCUACCGUGACCAGUUCCGCAUGCGUGGCAGCGACACCUUUGGUCCAAGGGCUCAGGGCUGGGCCCGGGAUGCUCGGAGCGGCCGGCCAGUGGCCUCAGGCUAUGGGCGCAUGUGGGAAGACCCCAUGGGGGCCCGGGGCCAGUGCAUGCCUGGUGCCUCCCGGCUGCCCUCCCUCUUCUCCCAGAACAUCAUCCCUGAGUACGGCAUGUUCCAGGGCAUGCGUGGCGGGGGCGCCUUCCCUGCUGGCUCCCGCUUUGGCUUCGGGUUUGGCAAUGGCAUGAAGCAGAUGAGGCGGACCUGGAAGACCUGGACAACAGCUGACUUCCGGACCAAAAAGAAGAAGAGGAAGCAAGGUGGCAGUCCCGAUGAGCCAGAUGGCAAGACCCCCCGGACGGACGGCUCGGACAACAGUGACUCGGACAAUGAUGAUGGCACAGAGGGAGAGGCUGCGGAGGGCACCGAAGGCCCUGAGGCUGUGGAAAAGGGCUCCAGAGCAGAAGGAGAGGAUGAGGAGGGAAAAGAAGAUGGGAGAGAAGAAGGCAAAGAAGAUUUGGAGAAAGGGGCCCUGACCACCCAGGAUGAGAACGGCCAGGCCAAGCGCAAGCUGCAGGCGGGCAAGAAGAGCCAAGACAAGCAGAAAAAGCGGCAGCGAGACCGUAUGGUGGAAAGGAUCCAGUUUGUGUGUUCUCUCUGCAAAUACCGCACCUUCUACGAGGACGAGAUGGCCAGCCACCUUGAUAGCAAGUUUCACAAGGAGCACUUUAAGUACGUGGGCACCAAGCUCCCUAAGCAGACAGCUGAUUUCCUGCAGGAAUAUGUCACCAACAAAACCAAGAAGACAGAGGAGCUCCGCAAAACUGUGGAGGACCUUGAUGGUUUGAUCCAGCAGAUUUACAGAGACCAGGACCUGACCCAAGAAAUCGCCAUGGAGCACUUUGUGAAGAAGGUGGAGGCGGCUCACUGUGCAGCCUGUGACCUCUUCAUCCCCAUGCAGUUUGGCAUCAUCCAGAAGCACCUGAAGACCAUGGAACACAACCGGAACCGUAGGCUCAUGAUGGAGCAGUCCAAGAAGUCCUCGCUCAUGGUGGCCCGCAGCAUCCUCAACAACAAGCUCAUCAGCAAGAAGCUGGAGCGCUACCUGAAGGGCGAGAACCCCUUCACCGACAGCCCCGAGGAGGACCGAGAGCAGGACGAGGCCGAAGGGACGCCCGGCGACGCAGAGGCCGCGCCGGCGCAGCCCCCGGUGCCCCCGGAGCCGACCCCUGGCGCCGCCUCGCCGCCGCCGCCCCCGCCCCCGCCCCCGGAGGAGGAGGAGGAGGAAGGCGAGCCCCUCCUCGGCGGGGCCCUGCAGCGCCAGAUCCGCGGCAUCCCGGGGCUGGACGUGGAAGACGACGAGGAGGGGGGCGGGGGCGCCCCGUGACGCGGGCCCAGGGCGGGCAGGGCCUGCGUGGCCCAGGCUGGAAGUCAAGUCGAAUAAAGUUCUU